AAAAAAUAUAUACAUAAUAAUUUUGAAUAUUAUUUAUAAAUUUGUGAUGCGAAUAAAUGAAAAACACUUGAAAAACUAAAAUUGUGUUACAAUAGUUAAUGUUAAUCAACAAUCAAGUGUUGUGUAAACAAUUUUGUGACAUCUUUUGAACAAAAAAAAGAAAAAAAAUAAAAAUAAAAUUGUGACAGAAAAAAAAAUAAGUUUAAUCUAAAAAAAUAAGGUGUAAUGAGUGAGUGAGUGAUAAUGGAAUCACCUGUAAUGUAUGAAACAACUGCCCACCAGCCACAAAAUCAAGGUGGUGCAGAAUUAAAAAAAUCAUCAGUUUUAACAAAUGUAAAUAAUAAUACAACAAAUGUAAAUAAUAAUAAUACAAAUGUAAAUAAUAAUAAUAAUUCAUCACUACAAGUGAAUCAUAAUCAACAAACAAGUAGUACUGUUAGUAAAGUGUCAGCAAGUAAAGCAAGUCUUCAUCAACAAUAUGCUGAGCAUUGUGCUGCUGCUGGUGAAUUAACUGAUUUAAAUACACCAGAAAUAUCAUUAGAUUUACAACAUCUAAUUGAUGAUUCACAUUUUAAUGAUGGAUUAUUGGAUAUGCUAAGUGGUGGUAGUAGUGGUAGUAAUAAUAAUAAUAACAAUAAUAAUAAUGGUGUUGUAAAACAUGUCAGAACAACUGGUUAUCCAAGAACAACAUUGGCAUAUAUGCCACAACCAGUGCAUAGUGGUGCAAGUUAUCAUCAAGGUAGUAACAGUUGCAGUGAUAGCAAUAGUUCAAGUUCUGAUUCACCAAGUAUAAAAGAAGAACCACUUGAUCCAACAGAUUAUCGUCGACAUUGUCAACAAUUUACAACAAAUGGUUAUAGUCCAGGUAAUGGAACAUUUACAAAUAAUGGACAAACAUUUACAACACUUACAUCAUCAAAUGUACCAAUUGGACAUCCUGGUCAUAAUCAACAUCCUCAGCAUCAACAACAACAACAACAUCAACAACAACAACAACAACGUGUUGGUGGUGUUAAUGGUGGUCAAAUAAAACCAGGAAUGUCAUCACAUCAACAUCAAGCAGCAGCAGCAGCAGCAGCGGCUGCAGCAGCUGCUAGAAAACAAUCAAAGGCUAUUGACAAAGCCAGUGAUGAAUAUAGAAGAAGACGUGAAAGAAAUAAUAUUGCUGUUAGAAAAAGUAGAGAAAAAGCUAAAGUUAGAUCAAGAGAAACUGAAGAAAAAGUUAAAUUACUUGUUAAAGAUAAUGAUUUAUUAAAAAAAAGAAUUGAAUUAUUAACUGAAGAACUUAAUGUUCUUAGAUCAUUAUUUAGCAGCGUUGGUGUUGUACCUGAACAAUUGCACAGAGAAAUUUCUAGGCAUUUGGAUCAAUUUCAGCAACAUGCGGUUGGACCAAUGUAGCAUCAAAACACGUGUAUAUCAUAUUAAUGUUUUUUUUUUUUUUAUUUUUUAUUUUAUCGUCUUCAGCAUCAUUACUAUUUUUAUUUUAUUUUUAAAUUGUUAUUAUUUCUUUUUAUUUUUCGUCUUAUGUAAAGAGGUGAAUGAUGAUGUGACCUUCGAAAAACAUCGAAGAUGCAUCCGGCUGUGAAAGCGUCAUUCAUUAUUUCAUAUAUUAAACAUAUCGUUUGAUUUAAAUUUGUAAUUUUUAUUUAUUUACGAUAUAUACAGGGCGCACUAUCGCAGUCGGACAUUUAUAAUUAUAUAAAUAUAAAAUCGAUAAUCAAUUGAUCCAGGGACAAAUAAAAAAUGAAAGAAAAAAAAAAAGUGAUAUAUUUAUCUGAUGUAAAAAAAAUAUAUAUAAAUUCAUUUUUGCAAUAUAUUUAUAGUUAAAAUUUUAUUAACAAAAAAAAUAAACAUAAACAAUUGUAUUGUUUUUUUUUUUUUAUUUUUAACCGGAUGUUGUACGUAUGAUGGUCAAAUUAAUUAAUUAAAUUAACCAUUACAAUUAUUAUUUUAUCUAUCACACGAGACUCACAAAAAAAAAAAAAAAAAAAUUAAAUAGCUGCAAUUAUAAACAAAAUAUUAAAUUCUAUAUUUCUAUGAUUUUUACAAUUUUUUUUUUUCUUUUAAGACUGGAUAUUUCGAUCGGGCUAAUAGUAAAAUUUUCAUGAAAAAUAUUAAAUCUAAAUAAAUAUGUUAAAUAUAUUUUUGAAUAAAAAAAUUUAUCUAUUUUUUCAGAUGGCAUUGUGAUUAGAUUGUCAAACUAGUUAUUUUUUUGAAUUAAUAAAAUUAGCAUAUCGCUCUUGUACCUAAAUACCUCGAGUCAUAUCGAGAUAAUUUCCUCACACGUUGAUCACUCAUCAAUACCAUCGAUUCCAUCAUUAUUUUUUUUCAUAUAUAAAAAAAAAUUAUAAAUGUUACUUAAACGCAUAUUUAAUAUUAAAAUCAUAAAUGAUGGAUACGUGUUUACAGAUGAAAUUAAUUAUUUUUUAAAUAAAUUUAUCACUCACACAUGUACGAAAUCAUGUAUUAUAGUUAAUGUUUAAUGUAUCAUAAUAAUAGAUAAAGAAAAAAAAAAAAAAAAAAUUAAUAUUAAAUAAUAAUUAAUUAAAAUACAUAAAAGUUAAUAUAUUUUUGUUAGACAUUGUGUAUGUGAAGCAAAAAUGAUUUUAAUCUUUUUUUUUUUUUUUUUUUUUUUGUGUGGGUCAUGUGUUGGGUGAAGAGAGAAUAAAGAAAGUUUUAAUAUUGAAUUAAUUUUUUUUUCGUGGGAAUAAGUGUUAUGCAUUAAUUCAAUUCAAAAUUUUACUGUCAA
Messenger RNA from Aphidius gifuensis, 2749 nucleotides. It is a transcript of the gene slbo, whose product is annotated as CCAAT/enhancer-binding protein. Bases 244 to 1398 code for a protein of 384 amino acids. The record is from RefSeq and is a predicted model, not a curated record. Gene Ontology annotation, biological process: DNA-templated transcription; regulation of transcription by RNA polymerase II. Gene Ontology annotation, molecular function: RNA polymerase II cis-regulatory region sequence-specific DNA binding; DNA-binding transcription factor activity, RNA polymerase II-specific. The transcript has a single exon. Lineage: Eukaryota; Metazoa; Arthropoda; Insecta; Hymenoptera; Braconidae.